Molecule: messenger RNA, 2627 nt
Organism: Raphanus sativus (radish)
Lineage: Eukaryota; Viridiplantae; Streptophyta; Magnoliopsida; Brassicales; Brassicaceae
Product: probable xyloglucan glycosyltransferase 5
Exons: 5
Coding region: 326-2392 (688 amino acids)
Cellular component (GO): Golgi apparatus
Molecular function (GO): glycosyltransferase activity
Source: RefSeq, a predicted model, not a curated record
CAUGCUCAAACCCAUCAAACACACAUGAAAAACUGUUUAAGACAGAUCUUGCAAGCUUCACAUAUACUCUCUUCUCUCUCUCUCUCAAAGCCAAGUAUUUAAUCUCUCUCUCUUCUCUCUGAGUCACUCCUUCCUCUCACCAACCCAUUUCUCUCUCUUCUGUCACUCUCUUAAAAAAGGUCCAAACUUUAAAUGAGCAUUGAGCUGUGUAUGCUUCUCUGUCUGGUUUAUAUAUAAAAAUGGGUCUCUAGAUUUCCAUUUUCUGGGAUCUGUGUAUCGCUAUUCCUUCCACUAUCUACUCAAAAGCUCGCUCCUUUCUCGAAAGAUGGCUCCAAGGUUGGAUUUUUCAGAUUGGUGGGCGAAAGACACUAGGAAAGGAGGAGGAGGAGGAACACCAGUUGUUGUCAAAAUGGAGAACCCAAACUACUCCGUUGUCGAAAUCCAAGGACCAGACUCAGCCUUCAGACCAGUGGACAAGACCCGAGCCCGCAAGAACGCAAAGCAAGUCACUUGGGUUCUGCUUCUCAAAGCUCACAGAGCCGUUGGAUGCCUCACUUGGCUCGCCGCUCUCUUCUGGUCUCUCCUCGGCUCCAUCAAGAAACGCCUCAGCUUCGCUCACAACCCGCUCGGCUCCGAGAGAUUGGGGAGAGACAGGUGGCUUUUCUCUGCCAUUAAGCUCUUCUUAGCUGUUUCCUUGGUGGUUCUUGGCUUCGAGAUUGUUGCUUACUUCAGAGGAUGGCAUUAUAUCCCAACUAGCACACUUGAGAUUCAGAGCUUGCUUCAUCUUGUCUAUGUUGGUUGGUUAGGGUUAAGAGCUGAUUAUAUUGCUCCUCCAAUCAAAGCUCUCUCCAAGUUUUGUAUUGUUCUGUUCCUUAUACAGUCUGUAGACCGUUUGAUUCUCUGCUUGGGAUGUUUCUGGAUCAAGUAUAAGAAGAUUAAGCCGAGGUUUGAUGAGGAACCGUUUCGUGAUGAUGAUGCUGAGGGCUCUGGUUUUGCUUAUCCAAUGGUUCUUGUUCAGAUUCCCAUGUGCAAUGAGAGAGAGGUGUAUGAACAGUCUAUAUCUGCUGUGUGUCAACUUGACUGGCCUAAAGAUAGAAUCCUGGUCCAGGUUCUUGAUGAUUCUAACGAUGAAAGCAUCCAGCAGUUGAUUAAAGCUGAGGUUGCUAAGUGGAGCCAGAAGGGAGUCAACAUAAUCUACAGGCAUCGUUUGGUUAGAACUGGAUAUAAAGCUGGUAACCUCAAGUCAGCUAUGAGCUGUGAUUACGUGGAAGCAUACGAGUUUGUAGCUAUAUUUGAUGCAGACUUCCAACCUAAUCCAGACUUCCUUAAAUUAACGGUUCCACAUUUCAAAGAAAACCCGGAGCUAGGUUUGGUUCAAGCUAGGUGGACGUUUGUGAACAAAGACGAGAAUUUGUUGACACGUCUUCAGAACAUCAAUCUUUGUUUCCACUUUGAGGUUGAGCAGCAAGUGAGCGGUGUGUUCUUGAACUUCUUUGGUUUCAAUGGAACAGCUGGUGUUUGGAGGAUCAAAGCUCUCGAGGAAUCUGGUGGCUGGCUUGAAAGAACUACUGUUGAGGAUAUGGAUAUAGCAGUCCGUGCUCAUCUCCAUGGAUGGAAGUUCAUCUAUCUUAACGAUGUCAAGGUCCUUUGUGAAGUUCCUGAGUCAUAUGAAGCAUAUAAGAAGCAACAACACCGUUGGCAUUCAGGACCUAUGCAACUUUUUCGCUUGUGUCUUGGUGCAAUCUUGACCUCUAAGAUAGCUAUAUGGAAGAAGGCGAACCUGAUACUUCUCUUCUUCCUGCUUAGGAAACUCAUACUUCCUUUCUACUCCUUCACAUUGUUCUGCAUAAUCCUUCCACUAACCAUGUUUGUACCAGAAGCUGAGCUUCCUGUUUGGGUCAUCUGCUACAUACCUGUCUUCAUGUCUUUCCUCAACCUUCUUCCGUCUCCAAAAUCGUUCCCUUUCAUCGUCCCUUACCUCUUGUUCGAGAACACAAUGUCUGUCACCAAGUUCAACGCAAUGGUAUCCGGUUUGUUCCAGUUAGGUAGCUCUUACGAGUGGGUUGUCACAAAGAAAGCUGGAAGAUCAUCAGAGUCGGAUCUUUUAUCUAUCACCGAGAAAGAGACGGUGAACCAGAAAAGCCAGUUGCUUAGAGGGGUUUCAGACAGUGAGCUUUUGGAGAUGAACCAGCUUGAAGAACAGAAACAAAAGAAACCCGUCAAGAAAACAAACAAGAUAUUCCACAAAGAGCUCGCAUUAGCCUUUCUGUUGCUCACUGCAGCGGUUAGGAGUCUGUUGGCAGCUCAAGGAGUGCAUUUCUACUUUUUGUUGUUCCAAGGUGUCACGUUUCUUCUGGUGGGUCUUGACCUCAUAGGCGAGCAGAUGAGCUGAGAGAGAGAAAAUCCAGAGAAGCUUUAUGUUUCAAUGGUUAUCCUCUGUAAUGAGAUUGCUGGGAACCAUAGUGGUUGGUAGGCAUUAAUUUAUUUUCAUGUUUGUUUGUUUGUUUGUUUUGUUAUGUUUGUAUGAUUUUAGGGAUAGAGUGUGAGCCAGAGAGAUUCAUACAUGUAUACAAUAUCUGUAAAGUUGGAACAUGUUGGCAGUUAAAAGGAGCUUUUGUCUUGAACUA